CACACGUCUUUGUUAAUACUCCUAAAAUGCAGCAGUGUCUUGGCAAGAUGGAGGGGCUCCGGAUGGCUAAGUCCACCUGUUGCAGGGCCAGUGCGCCUAAGCGGGUUGCGGGUGUUCGCGUGAACCGUCGCUCCUGCCACAUCGUCGCUUCGGCGGUUGCAACCAAGACUGUGAAGAUUGGCACUCGCGGCUCGCCGCUGGCACUCGCGCAGGCUUACUUGACACGCGACCUCCUAAAGAAAAAUUUCCCGGAGCUGAACGAGGAGGGUGCUUUGGAAAUCGUGAUUAUUAAGACCACCGGUGACAAAAUCCUUAACCAGCCUCUGGCGGACAUCGGUGGCAAGGGACUCUUCACCAAGGAGAUUGACGAUGCGCUGCUGGGCGGAAAGAUCGACAUUGCCGUCCAUUCCAUGAAGGAUGUGCCCACGUAUCUGCCAGAGGGCACCAUCCUGCCCUGCAAUUUGCCGCGCGAGGACGUCCGUGACGUGUUCAUUUCGCCGACUGCGAAGGACCUUUCGGAGUUGCCAGCUGGCGCCGUUGUCGGCUCUGCUUCCUUGCGCCGCCAGGCACAGAUCCUGGCCAAAUACCCCCACCUGAAGGUGGAGAAUUUCCGUGGGAAUGUUCAGACCCGCCUUAGAAAACUGAACGAGGGCGCCUGUUCGGCAACCUUGUUGGCUCUUGCGGGCUUGAAGCGCCUCGAUAUGACGGCGCAUAUCACGAAGAUAUUGAGUAUUGAAGAGAUGCUCCCAGCCGUUAGCCAGGGGGCUAUCGGCAUUGCGUGCCGUACUCAAGACGAUGCCAGCCGCAAGCUUCUUGCGGCGCUCAACCACGAAGAGACGCGCAUCGCUGUGGUGUGCGAGCGUGCAUUCCUUGCGGCUUUGGACGGUUCGUGCCGUACGCCAAUUGCAGGCUACGCACACAAGGGCUCUGACGGGCAAUUGCAUUUCAGCGGCCUGGUGGCGACACCCGAUGGCAAGCAAAUGAUGCGGACAAGUCGCGUGGCAAGCUUCACGGAUGCGGACGCUGUCAAGGCCGGUGAAGAUGCGGGUCGCGAGCUCAAGGCAACUGGGCCCAAGGAGCUGUUCAUGUACUAAGCAGUUUGCCUUGAUUGGGGACGGAUUUUUAACCGUGCGGUUAGCUAUGUGACGUACUCGGG
Molecule: messenger RNA, 1156 nt
Organism: Volvox carteri f. nagariensis
Lineage: Eukaryota; Viridiplantae; Chlorophyta; Chlorophyceae; Chlamydomonadales; Volvocaceae
Exons: 6
Coding region: 27-1094 (355 amino acids)
Biological process (GO): heme biosynthetic process
Cellular component (GO): cytoplasm
Molecular function (GO): hydroxymethylbilane synthase activity
Source: RefSeq, a predicted model, not a curated record